This is a messenger RNA of Bombina bombina (fire-bellied toad), 2330 nucleotides long. Its product is annotated as alcohol dehydrogenase 1. The coding region runs from base 45 to 1175 and encodes 376 amino acids. Lineage: Eukaryota; Metazoa; Chordata; Amphibia; Anura; Bombinatoridae. Gene Ontology annotation, biological process: retinoic acid metabolic process; retinol metabolic process. The record is from RefSeq and is a predicted model, not a curated record. The transcript is spliced from 9 exons. Gene Ontology annotation, cellular component: cytosol. Gene Ontology annotation, molecular function: all-trans-retinol dehydrogenase (NAD+) activity; zinc ion binding.
UUAAUUCUAAUACAGAUAGACUUGUGAGAAACACAGGAAUCCACAUGGACACUGCUGGCAAAGCUAUAAAGUGCAAGGCUGCAGUAGCCUGGGGGCCAAACAAACCGUUAAGCAUUGAAGAAAUUGAAGUUGCUCCUCCAAAGGCUCAUGAAGUCCGAAUAAAGAUUAUAGCUACUGGAAUUUGUCGCUCAGAUGAAAAUGUAUUGGAAGGAAAACGAAAUCAAAUUAAAUUUCCAGUUAUUUUAGGUCAUGAAGCUGCUGGCAUUGUUGAGAGUGUGGGACUAGGUGUAACUAAAAUAAAUCCAGGAGAUAAAGUCAUACCGCUGUUUGUCCCUCAAUGCGGAGAAUGCAAAAGUUGUAUUGACCCGAAAAGCAACUUAUGCUUCAAAUCAGAUGUCGGCAAAUAUACUGGGUUGAUGUUUGACAACACCAGCAGAUUCACCUGCAAGGGAAAACUGGUUCAUCACUUUUUAACCACCAGCACCUUUACUGAGUACACUGUUGUGGAUGAAUCAUGUGUUGCUAACAUAGAUGACAAUGCACCUCUUGAUAAAGUCUGUCUGAUUGGCUGUGGGUUUUCAACAGGCUAUGGCUCUGCAGUGAAUGUUGCUAAGGUUACUCCAGGCUCCUCGUGUGCUGUGUUUGGUCUGGGAGGUGUUGGCCUUUCAGUGAUUAUUGGAUGCAAAGUUGCAGGUGCUUCUAAUAUCAUUGCCAUUGAUACAAAUAGUGAUAAGUUUGCUAAAGCAAAAGAGUUAGGAGCCACUCACUGUGUCAACCCGAAGGACUUCAAGGAACCAAUCAAUGAAGUGCUGGCAAAUAUGUCUGAUGGAGGAGUAGACUAUUCAUUUGAGUGCAUUGGGAACACUGAUGUCAUGGUUUCUACCCUUCUAACCAGUAACGCUGGCAGUGGAACCGCUGUGAUUGUUGGAGUGGCACCUACAUCAUCGCAGAUUGCAUUUGAUCCAAUGCUGAUGCUCACUGGACGUACAUUGAAAGGGGCUCUAUUUGGCGGCUGGAAGAGCAAGGAUUUUGUUCCAGUGCUAGUCAGGGAUGCGAUGGCAAAGAAGUUUACAUUGGACGGAUUGGUGUCUCACAAACUGCCCUUUCAUAAAAUCAAUGAAGGAUUUGAACUUCUGCGUAAGGGUGAAAGUAUACGGACCGUCCUGCAGUUCUGAGACCAUCUGCAAAUUUUCAUCCUCAAAUAUUCUAUUGCAAAUAGGCAACCGGAAAAAAUGUUUUCACCUAACAGCUAAUUAAAUUUGCUUGAUAUAGUUAAUAAUUAAAAGUACAUUAUAGUGUAAAAUGAAUAGCCUCAAUUUUCUUACAGCAUUUUAUUUAAAAGGAAUUAGCCUUUUUCGCUAUUUGUUUCUUUUCCACAGUUGAGUAGAGCAUGUAUCAGGGGCGUAUUAUUUCCUAAGCAAACAAGGCACUUGCCUAGAGCGACAAUUGAGGGGGGGGGGGGCACUUUUUGAAUCCUUUGUAGCAGUGGAGGUACAUCAAUUAUAGAACACAGCUGAGAUUGCAUUGCUUUGCAGCACAAACCUUAGCGCAGAACUUCCUCUAAUCCGGGGUGUAUGUAAUGUCAUACCUGAUAGUCUUAAGAUUAGCAAUGCAUUGCAUCUAGGUGCACAACAUUAACUGUGUAUUUAUCCACUAUGCUGGGUUAGACACAUAGUGAAAAGGGGUUGUCAUUGAAAAUAAAUACUUUAACAGAAUAGACCACCCCAAUUUCCCUUUUAAUCAAUAUGAUUGCAUAGCAAAAUCAGAAUGACACUGCAAAAAACACGACUCAAGGACGUCUGUGCAAACUUCUACAAAACAAUGCCACAAAACAAACAGGACAGAGGAAGGGCUAGUGUUGUAUAAAUGGAAGCCAAAGUCAACAUGUGCUUCUCAGAUAAUUUCUGUUUCCCUCUAUGCUUACUUCAGCUGCAACAAAAACAUGUCUAAUUUGUAUCUGCAGAAAACAAAUAUAUUUUGUAUUAACCUACAGAACACAUUCCCUCCCCUUCAUCUUCCCUUUUCCUACUUAAUCCACUCACUCCUGCAAAUACAAAAGGUUUAAACAUGUUUAAGUCCAAUAUAAAGGUAUAAAGUACACUGUUGCUCUUUUAAAAUGAUAGAAAAUGCAUAUUUAGGUAUUCUAUAAAUCCAUAAAAAGAUAAAUGCUGGAUAGAAAUAGAUAAAAUAGGGGGAGGGAAGGGCUCAAAGCCUGACAUUGCCAGCAUACAUAUUACCAAUAUUGUAUAUAUUUUAUUGAAAUACAAUUUAAGAUCAGUACAAACAAUGUAUUGUAUACUAGCUUGGAAACUCACUUUAUAAUAUUUGUA